GUUACCACCCACCACAAAUUGCCUCAGGUGUGUUGCUGAUUGUUGAGGUCGGAGUGAAAGGCUGUGAGUAGCUGCAGCUCUUCUCCCUGAUGUGACCCCCCCCCCACACACACACACACACACACAUCUUUUCUUGAUUUUACUUCUGCUCACUUCAACUGUCUGUCAACCAUUUUUGCCUCACGUGACUGAUGAGUUGGUCGCACUCAUGUAACCGUGAAGAAAAAAUGUAUACAGCACUUAACCUCUCAACCUCUGACGAGUCCAACCUGUCCGGUGUUGACCCCCAGAGACUGCAGGAGCUGACGCACCGGUCCGUCAAAGUAAGCAUAAUAAUCGUUCUCGGCGUGAUGAUCACUUUGGGAAACGUUGCAGUUCUCCUGGUUAUUACUUCCUCCGUGGCCGGUUGGUCAAGAAACUCUCGCUACUUUCUCCUCUCUCUCACUGCUGCAGACUCUGCGUUUGGACUGCUGGUCAUGCCCCUGAAUCUCUGGGUGAGUCUGCUAAAGGACUACACUGACGGGCCAGACGCCCUCUGUCACGUCGUGGCCUUUUGCAAUGCCACCGUUUACUCCACCUGCAUGUAUACGCUGGCUACAAUAAGCCUGGAGAGGUACAUAGCAGUGUUUUACCCGCUGCAAUACUCAUCCCUGAUGACUAGAAAAAGGACACUGCUCCUGAUUGCCUUCGCCUGGUGCUUCCCUCCCUUUUUGCUGUCGCCGAUAUCUUUCCCAGAUGGCAUUAUCGAGGUUCAUUUUUCCACUGCAUCGCUGGUCUGCAAUCCCUCCUACUCCACAAAUGUUGGAUACUCCCUAACUUUGACGUGUUUUAUAUUUUUCCCCUGCUCCAUCAUCAUGACAUACGCAAACCUGCGAGUGUGGUGCGUUGCCAAGAGGCAGCGACUGAAACUGCGCAAAUACAACCGUGCGCGUCGCAACAGACACAAUGUGGCCUCCAGAGUGCUUUUGCCCGUGAUGGCAGCCUACUACACCUGCUGGACGCCCUGCAUGGCAGCUCUGAUCUACAAUGUAGUCUCAGGUAGCAGCGUGCCAGAGUGGAUUGAGUUUGUGGUGGUAUGGCUGCCGACUUCCAAUGGUUUCCUCAACUGCAUCUUCUACUUCUGGAUAAACCGGAGCUUCCGCAGGAAAUUCUACCUCGUCCUCCAGAGGCUGACUAUGGCCCUUUGCCCCGAACUGGCUGACACCCUUGCAUGCUGCAGCAUUUCAAAGACACAGUUUGUGUCAGGAGUUCAGGAUAAUAACAACACUGUCCAUGAACGAUCUUCCAGUGUAUCCUCCACCUGCACCCUGUUGACCUUAGCUUAGGAUAUCUGCACUUGAAGAGCAUCACUGGGAUGGUAAAAUACCUGGUCAGUGACCUCUGUAUGGUCCUAUAUUGUCUGGCUGGGCUGGUCAACUGAAGCCAAGUUACUGAUAUAUUCUUACAGAAGGUAUCAAGGGUAAGAAGUAGAGUAAUGGUUCACAUGGCUCACAAUGUAAAUCGUUUGAUACAAAGGCUAUGAUGGGAAAUAUUUAAAAUAAUCACUGUACGGUCUCUAAUUUGAAUUAUAUUGAUUUAUUGUAUAUUUUUCUUUAUUUUUUUAUCCAUUUUCACUCUAAGAAUAGUGUUCAGUUAACACAGGCUUCAUUUCUAACUUAUUUGGAUUUUUUUAUUUUACUCAUGUACACAGUGUUGCCAAGAUUUGCUUUACUGUCAGAGAUGGCCUCUUAAACCACCUUUUAGUUGUUUUAUAGUUAGCCAUCAACCUCGUCUGUGUCCCAGAAAUUCCUACCAUUAUUCAGCAUACAGCUAUAUAAUCAGUCUUUUAAUAGUGUGAGCUGUUGUGUAUUAAGACUCGUCACUUUCCACAAUUUAAACUGUGUCGAAGACCUUGGCAUAUAACAGCUGGGAGACGUUAACCUUUAAGUCACAUCAUAUCAGUGUAUGGAAGGAGAAAAGUAAUUAAGCCUCUACAUUGUAGAAAGGUCACCACAUUUGUGCUGGCAACAGAUAACUUGGGUAACUUCUGAGGCUGUGGUUGUUUAUUUGGAAAUAUUAAGCCCAUGAUCUUCCUCUUAGUAUCAUCUACUACAGAAUGGAUUCAAUUUGGCAAUCCCCAUGUAACCUUUUCUGAAUAGUUUACUGUCAUGUUGAAGGAUGAUUUAGAUUUAAAGUUGAUCAAAAGUAUAAUUUUCCAGACACAUUCAAAAGAAACAGAAAUUCAAAAUCGUUUAUGCAAGUUAUAAAGAAUGAACAAAUAAUGUUUGAUAAUGUAUUGGUUUUUGGAUCUGUGAAAUAAAGUAUUAUGCCUUUGAA
Molecule: messenger RNA, 2316 nt
Organism: Xiphias gladius (swordfish)
Lineage: Eukaryota; Metazoa; Chordata; Actinopteri; Istiophoriformes; Xiphiidae
Exons: 2
Coding region: 192-1325 (377 amino acids)
Biological process (GO): G protein-coupled receptor signaling pathway
Cellular component (GO): membrane
Molecular function (GO): G protein-coupled receptor activity
Source: RefSeq, a predicted model, not a curated record